Messenger RNA from Williopsis jadinii, 1069 nucleotides. RefSeq names its product Mtf2p (gene MTF2). The transcript has a single exon. Lineage: Eukaryota; Fungi; Ascomycota; Saccharomycetes; Phaffomycetales; Wickerhamomycetaceae. Gene Ontology annotation, cellular component: mitochondrion. The coding region runs from base 86 to 967 and encodes 293 amino acids. The record is from RefSeq and is a predicted model, not a curated record.
CACUAACAUAAGCACAAGGGUGCUGAGGCUGAAGGGCCGAGGUAUCAGGCUCAGCUCUUUCAAUGCUUCCAAGAAGGAUAAUGUGAUGUCCUCGAAAGAAGACGAGGAGAACUUCACCAACAUCUUCAACAAGAUUAUGGAUCGCUCCAAGCAUUCCAAGGAGAAGACUGACGGGCUGUUGUUUGAGAAGACGUUUGCCAGCAUGGAUAGGCUGAAACACAGCGAGGUACAGCCGAAGCUGGUGAGAACUGGAGAGCUAAGUGCCAAUGUGUUUCUGAAGAAAAGCCUGAUGACGCAGAGGGAGGAUGGUGAACGGUUGAAGAAGCUGUCGCACUCUCUGAACGAGACGUUAAAGGCCAUAGAUGCCAUGGAGAACGACUUGGAGGUGUAUGAGUUCAUGGAGCCGUUGAUCAAGUCCAUGGACUCGAAGAUCAAUGGACAGCUGAAGUUUAACCAGGAGCUGCUGUCCAAGGUGGCAUUACAGUCCAAUGGUGAGCCAUUAUCACCGCUUUGUAACGAGUUCACCAUGCCCUACCUGCUGAUCAAAUGCAUCUCCAUAUUGAAGGAUAAGUUCAGGUCGCCUGACGUUGCCAUCUCGCUCUUUGAGCUGUCGAAGGAGCAGUCUCUGAAGACGUUUAUCUUCCUGUGUGUCAUUGGGGUCUACAACCAGAUGCUCCAGCUCUACUGGGACUCCUUCAAGUCCAUCGCCAAAGUGAACUCUCUAAUCACGGAGAUGAAGGUUAACGGUAUACAGGGCAACCACGAGACCACAAGGGUGCUACGCUCGAUAUCGAAGGAGUGCCAUACGAUGCUUAACUAUGACGACGACAAGUUCUUCUUCACUUUGGAGAACGGCGUUGAAGCCUGGGCUCCAAUGUGGAACAAGAACGACGAGCAGGAGCUGAAAAGCGUUGAUGACUAUAUAGCUGAUUUAUACGUCUACUUGGAGCAGGUUUAUUCUCAAUGAGGGAACAACGCUCGCCCUCGCCACUAUCUUCGAAGAAUAAGAAUAAUACGUUGGUGUAUAUUUACAGUGCACAUACUCUCUCUUGUAUAUACAUAAUACCCA